This is a messenger RNA of Artibeus jamaicensis (Jamaican fruit-eating bat), 2341 nucleotides long. It is a transcript of the gene ITFG2, whose product is annotated as integrin alpha FG-GAP repeat containing 2. Gene Ontology annotation, molecular function: protein binding. Gene Ontology annotation, biological process: regulation of TOR signaling. Gene Ontology annotation, cellular component: KICSTOR complex. The coding region runs from base 94 to 1428 and encodes 444 amino acids. Lineage: Eukaryota; Metazoa; Chordata; Mammalia; Chiroptera; Phyllostomidae. The transcript is spliced from 12 exons. The record is from RefSeq and is a predicted model, not a curated record.
CGCUGUCGGUGGCCAUCUGCUGUGGCAGGUGCCGGGAGAGGCUCGGGAAACACUUAGCGGGGCUUCUCGACCUCCCUAGCUCUUAGUAGUGCGAUGAGGUCCGUUAGUUAUGUGCAGCGCGUAGCCCUAGAGUUCAGCGGAAGCUUGUUCCCGCACGCAAUUUGCCUUGGAGACGUCGACAAUGACACGUUGAAUGAACUGGUGGUGGGAGACACCAGUGGGAAGCUGUCUGUGUAUAAGAAUGAUGACAGCCGGCCAUGGCUCACCUGUUCCUGCCAGGGAAUGCUGACUUGUGUUGGAGUUGGAGAUAUAUGUAAUAAAGGAAAGAACCUGGUAGUGGCCGUGAGUGCUGAGGGCUGGUUUCACUUGUGUGACCUGACUCCUGCCAGGACCCUGGAUGCUUCUUGGCACCAUGAGACCCUAAUGAGAGAGGAGCAGCGUCCAGUCUUUAAGCAGCACAUCCCUGCCAACACCAAGGUCAUGCUGAUCAGCGACAUCGAUGGAGAUGGGUGCUGUGAGCUGGUGGUAGGGUACACAGACCGUGUGGUACGAGCCUUCCGCUGGGAAGAUCUGGGCGAGGGCACUGAACAUCUGACAGGGCAGCUGGUGUCACUCCAGAAAUGGACACUGGAAGGUCAGGUAGACAGUCUCUCGGUGACUCCAGGAUCACUGGGUGUUCCUGAGCUGAUGGUAUCGCAGCCAGGCUGUGCUUAUGCAGUUCUACUGUGUACAUGGAACAAGGACACUGGGCACUCUGCUACCUCUCAGGGGACCACAGAAAGCAAUAGGGAGACCCUGGCUGCCCGAGAUGUCGUGCUGCACCAGAUGUCCGGCCGCAUCCACAACAAGAAUGUGUCUACUCACCUCAUUGGCAACAUCAAACGAGGCCACAUCCCCGAGAGUGGUGGCUCUGGCCUCUUUGCGCUCUGCACCUUGGAUGGGACACUGAAGCUUAUGGAGGAAGCAGACAAGCUGUUGUGGUCCGUGCAGGUGGAUCACCAGCUUUUCGCCCUAGAGAAACUGGAUGUCACGGGCAAUGGGCAUGAGGAGGUUGUUGCCUGUGCCUGGGAUGGACAGACAUACAUCAUCGAUCACAACCGCACAGUUGUCCGCUUCCAAGUGGAUGAGAAUGUCCGAGCCUUCUGUGCAGGCCUAUAUGCCUGCAAAGAGGGCCGCAACAGCCCCUGCCUCGUGUAUGUCACCUUCAACCAGAAGAUCUAUGUGUACUGGGAGGUGCAACUCGAGCGGAUGGAGUCUACCAAUCUGCUGAAGUUGCUGGAGGCCGAGCCAGAGUACCAGAGCCUGCUGCAGGAGCUGGGCACAGAUCCUGAUGACCUCCCAGCAGUCCGCACUCUGGUUCACCGAACCCUCUACCAUCCUGACCAGCCACCACAAUGUGCUCCUGCGAGCCUCCAGGAUACCACCUAGUUGGACUUUCCCUCUUAGCUGAGGAAGGAUCCUCCUGAACCUCCCUACCCCCAAGGUAUCCAUAGUAUUGGCAGGACAGGGAAUACACAUUACAGAGGUACAUGGACAGAGGCAGCAACCCCAGGGUGACUGUGAACUAUAGAUCUCAUGUCUUCUUGGUGAAAGAAGAGACUACUUGACCCUCUGCCUGUUUGCUUGUGUACCUUACCCAUCACAUCAGCGGGUCUGUAGGACCCUGGCCUUAUUCCACACCACCUGGGACUGCUUCCUCCCCAGAGCUAACCCACUCUUAUAUGGAAAAGAGACUUGCUUGUGGCCCCAACAUUUGGAAGGAACUAGGCUUUGGCGCCAGUGGAGCAGUGAGGUAGGGGCUCUCACCAACCCCAAGCACCAUUUUCCACAUCACAAUUCCAGAUCAUCGACAGGAGUGAUUAUUACAGGAAUGGGAGAUUGUUUGGGGUUUUCCCGAGGGGCCUUUCAAGACAAUUGACAGUCUUGUUUUUCUGUGUCCCCAGCAAUCCUGAGAUGAUUUUGCUCUAUUUUCUGAAAAAACUGGGCCAGCACUCUCAUUUUGCCAUAUUCUUCAAUAUGUGCAGCUUCAUAAGCCUUGCUCCUUUUCUCACCCACUCAUUUCCCCCAAAUGCCUAUUCUCUCAGACAAUAGACAUUUAAAAUCUAGUGCAGGUUUAUGAUCCAGACCAUAAUCAGAAUUAUAUUUUGUCCAUUUAUAUUUUUUCUGUUCUUAAUUCUGUGUGCUUUAAAUCAGUGUCUUUCAAAUUGUAGGUUGCAAUCAGCAUUUUUUGAAUAAAUGAAAUACAAUACAAUAGAAUUGAACAUAUAUAGCUCUCAAUAUAGGGAAAUGUUUCGCUUUAAUUGUAUGUGUUUACUGAGUAUAAUAUAAAAUAUAUUUCAUA